UUCGGGCCACAGCUUUCUCGUCAGUUUCCCACAAGUCAGCAGUUGAGUAGUUGCAACUAUGGGUAAAGUCUCACAAGUAUUUCGUUCGAAUUUUGCGGAACAUUUACGUUUCGGCCAUUGUUUUGAAAUUUGCGGCAAGGCCAAAGAAGGUGCUAAAAGUUUCCACAUUUCCCUUGGCACGGACAUAUUGGCAUCAGAAGAGAAUCUCAAAAUCGGCCUGCAUUUUGUUGCCGAUUUCGAGGCGAAUCAAAUAAUUCUGAGGAAAUUUCUCAACCAAAAAUGGUGUGAAGAAGAACGCUAUGACUGUGAAACGUCGCAAUUUUUCCAAGAAUUCCGAAUCUAUAUUGCCUUGGCUGAUGGAAAAUUUCACCUGAGCAUCAAUGGUCAGGCGCUGGCAAGCUAUAAUUAUAGCAUUCGUCUAUCAUUGCUUACCGUAAUGAAUAUCUCGGGAGAUUUGGAAUAUAUCCGACAAAUGGAUCAUCGCAAAUAUUUCCCUUACAUAUGGCCGCCCAUCCAAAUUCUCGAGGAUCGUCUACAGUUUAGUGCCGAUGUACCGAUGCCCUUCGAAUCGGGUAAUGUUGUGUGUAUUUCCGCCCAAUUGGAGGGCAAUGAGAGUGGUCGGUUUAUUGUACAUUUGCGAAACAUCUGGGAUAUGGAAAGACAGGAGUUGCAUUUCAGUGUGCGCUUUGACACCCGAACUGUGGUGAGAACUUCCAAGACCAUUGUGGAGGAGGAGCAUUACAGUUUCGAUGUAGAGGAUGCUGGAGACAUUGAAUUUCCCUUUGCUGAGUUCAACGCGCCCUUUAAACUGGCCUUUGGUUUCGUGGAGAAUAAGGUGAAAAUUGCCAAAGACGGUGUCGCCUUGUGUCAAUUUGCCUUUAGGACACCCAAUGUUUUACCCUUUGUGGGUGGAUUGAAAAUUUUCGGCAUUGAUGGAGUCCAGGUCAAAGUUAGCGAAAUUGAAUACACCAAACUCGAUGCCAGUUGUACGGAUUUUGAGAAUCUCUCACAAUAGUUAUAUUUAAGCAAUAAAAAAAAACAAAUAAAAUACUGAUCUCAAAUGAA
This is a messenger RNA of Musca domestica (house fly), 1065 nucleotides long. RefSeq lists its product as uncharacterized. The record is from RefSeq and is a predicted model, not a curated record. Gene Ontology annotation, molecular function: carbohydrate binding. Lineage: Eukaryota; Metazoa; Arthropoda; Insecta; Diptera; Muscidae. The transcript is spliced from 3 exons. The coding region runs from base 59 to 1015 and encodes 318 amino acids.